Messenger RNA from Pollicipes pollicipes, 3013 nucleotides. RefSeq names its product tubulin alpha-1C chain. Gene Ontology annotation, molecular function: GTP binding; structural constituent of cytoskeleton. NCBI's taxonomy places the organism in Eukaryota, Metazoa, Arthropoda, Thecostraca, Pollicipedomorpha, Pollicipedidae. Gene Ontology annotation, biological process: microtubule-based process. Bases 123 to 1469 code for a protein of 448 amino acids. Gene Ontology annotation, cellular component: microtubule. The record is from RefSeq and is a predicted model, not a curated record. The transcript has a single exon.
ACCGGCGAGCACAGGAGCGCGCGAGCGACUCGCCCGGUGCACGUUACUGGCUCCACGGCUGAGACCCUCCCAGGCGCAGCUCGGCUCUAUCUGUCAACGUCGGAUCUCGUCCUCCGGGCAACAUGCGAGAAGUGAUCAGCAUUCACAUCGGCCAGGCGGGCGUGCAGAUGGGCAACGCCUGCUGGGAGCUCUACUGUCUCGAGCACGGUAUCACGCCCGACGGCCAGAUGCCCUCCGACGCCACGCCCGACACGGCGGACGAAAGCUUCAACACCUUCUUCGCCGAGACGGGGGCCGGCAAGCACGUGCCUCGCGCCGUGUUUGUGGACCUGGAGCCGACCGUGGUGGACGAGGUGCGCACGGGCACCUACCGCCAGCUGUUCCGGCCCUCGCAGCUGCAGUCGGGCAAGGAGGACGCGGCCAACAACUACGCGCGUGGCCACUACACCAUUGGCCGCGAGAUGAUCGAUGCUACUAUCGACUCGAUCAGGAAGAUGGCCAACGAGAGCUCUGGCCUGCAGGGCUUCCUGGUGUUUCACUCGUUCGGCGGCGGCACCGGCUCCGGCUUCACCUCGCUGCUGAUGGAGCGCCUCUCCAUCGACUACGGCAAGCUGUCCAAGCUAUGCUUCUCCAUCUACCCGGCGCCGCAGGUGGCCACGGCCGUGGUGGAGCCUUACAACUCGAUCCUCUUCACGCACACCACGCUUGAUCACAUCGACGUCGAGUUCAUGGUCGACAACGAGGCUAUCUACCAUCUGUCGCAGCAGCACCUGGACAUUGAGCGGCCGACCUACACCAACCUGAACCGGCUGAUCGGCCAGAUCGUCUCAUCCAUCACCGCCUCGCUCCGCUUCGACGGCGCACUUAACGUCGACCUGAACGAGUUCCAGACCAACCUGGUGCCUUACCCGCGCAUUCACUUCCCGCUGGUCACCUACGCGCCGGUCAUCUCUGCCGAGAAGGCGCAGCACGAGACCAUGUCCGUAGCGCAGAUCACGGACGCCUGCUUCGAGCCGGCCAACCAGAUGGUCAAGUGCGACCCGCGCAACGGCAAGUACAUGGCCUGCUGCCUUCUGUACCGCGGCGACGUCGUGCCCAAGGACGUCAACGCCUCCAUCGCUGCCGUCAAGGCCAAGCGCACCAUCCAGUUCGUCGACUGGUGUCCGACCGGCUUCAAGGUGGGCAUUAAUUAUCAGCCUCCGACGGUGGUGCCCGGCGGGGACCUGGCCAAGGUGCGACGUGCCGUCUGCAUGCUCUCCAACACCACCGCCAUCAAGGACGCCUGGGCUCGACUCGACCACAAGUUUGACCUCAUGUACAACAAGCGUGCCUUCGUACACUGGUACGUGAGCGAGGGCAUGGAGGAGGGCGAGUUCUCCGAGGGACGCGAGGACAUCGCAGCCUUGGAGAAGGACUACGAGGAGGUGCAGUCGAGCUCCACCGAGGACUACGACGACAACGAGUACUAGAGGCUGCCGCCAUCCGCCGUCUGUCGCAGGCGCGUCAGCGCGUCGCAUCACGGAAGACACGGAUGCACGAGGCUCAAGAGAACCAAAACGGCACCAACCGGUCCUGAACCCGUACAAGGCGGAACGGUUUGCGCCGGUCACAGUGCUCAUAAGUUACAGCGAGAAGCUAUAGCUCGGCGGCGGUCGUGUGUGUGGCGGCGCUGUGCAAACAAAAUGGAAAAAGGGCUCAAGGAUGGAAUGCAGGUUUUGGCUUAGCGGCCGUUCUGAUAUUCUAUGCUUGACGUGGAAGGCAAAAACAAAACAAAAAACAAAAAGUUAUGAUUUCCAGUGUCUUGAUGACUCAGUUUGUGCUAGCUUUUCUGUGAUACUGCUAAAUGCCACUUGGAGCUCAGUGAGGACAGAACAGCUUUCGGAGAUGUGUAAAUGCGUGCUUGUUAGACGCGAAGCUCAUUUUGAUCGUGGCUUAGUACUUCAAAUAUCACUCUGCAUACGCCAAGCACUACUCAUGAACAGAACGCGACAACCACUAACCCUGUCAUGCUCGUGUUUGAACAUGGUUGGUAGGUAGGAUAGGACGCUUGUGGGCAGUCGUAGACAAGGCUCUAGUCAUUUCUAGUCUGACUUGUCGAUGACCUCCGGUUUUGUAUCUCUUGGAGGGCCAUUGGGCAGCUAGAGGGCUGUGCACGAGUAUGGAGGUUUAACUGACUGCAAAACGGUGCUUAGCGUCGUGCGAUGUGAUCAGGGGCAUGCGAUGAAAGGCACCGUGCACCCUUGUCUAACCUGUUUGACAAUGGUUGCGUUUAAUUCACAUUUUUUCCAGCGGUAGCAAAACGCUUAAGGGUCUAGUAUCCGUCAGCAUAGAUAUGGUAGGUCACUUGUGACUAGAAGGGAAACGAACUUGGCAGGUUAUGUGAGGCUUCUUAUUGCUUAUGUUUUUUCUCCCUUUCAUUUAGCAAGUGGGAUUGAUGUAGUUUUGCGUUUGCAUUGUUUAAUUUUACUGUAAUGUUUUGUCCUACGUGAUCAAAUAUAUCAUUUAAAGGGAGUGUUGCACAUUUGUAUGCAGUUUUGAACUGAAAUGGCCAUCUUAUAGAUCACUGGGUGCAGUUCAGAGCCCUGCCAUUCGUAGGACCUAAACCCCCUCUAGUCUCUGAGCUACACGCCUGCGAAGAUGUGCAAAAUAUUUCGCGGAUACUAUUUCAAGGUCAUCUAGGCGUCCGUGACGUCAUAAUGACGUCAUUCAUAUAAUUCCAUUCUUUUAGCCGAGCGGCGAUCUAAGGACAAGAAAAAUGUAAUUGUCGAAUUGCUCAUGUCUGGCAUUCUUGAGCACGAUCUCCAGAUAUAACGGCCUUCAAUUGGUUCUCUGUGUUGUGCAAGGCACGAUGACGCAAACAAUGACGUAUUGAGGAGCAUAUUUACUAAAGGGAAGAGCUGGGUUGUUGAGAACAGUCUGUUCCACUUUUAAGUAUAUCAAAUGUUAGAAGUGAACUUAUUUCAUCAUAUUUUAUGUUUGCUUGAAUAUCUUUAAAGGAAGUGUGUUUAGUUAA